AUGCAAUCCUCUCUCUUCGCCCGCGAGCUCGGUGACCUUUCGCCCCAUGCCUUCUCCUCGUCCUUCACCUCCCCUCUCCUCCGCUCCUUUGCCGCCGCCCCACAGCAUCGCUUCAACGGCGAGCGCACGCACGAUCCGCUCCUCGAUGAACGACCACACAACAUCCGCGCCCACGGCGCCGGCGUCGCCAGCCUCGCGGUCGAGAAAUUCGACGGACGCCUUCUGGUCUCGGGAGGCGCCGAGGGCGCCAUCAAGAUCUGGGAUCUCGAACAGUGCGGGAGCGUGUACGAAGGCACAUAUACGUUUCGCCCGGUAAGCACGAUCCGUCGCUCCACCGACGGCAGUGGUCACUCGCACGGCAUCACGCAUCUCGAUUUCUUCCCCUUUGAUCCCGAUGCAUUCUUGUCCAGCGCGUUUGACAAGUCGCUCAAGCUCUGGUCGACGGCGCGCUCGACGCUGUCGGGGAGCUUUGAUCUGAAUGCGAGGAUCUACUCGCACAGUACGAGCCCCAUCGCCGACCAUCUCGUUGUGGCUUGCGCGACACAGCACGCCCACGUUCGUCUCGUGGAUCUCCGCUCCGGGUCGGCUGUGCAGGCCUUGAUCGCGCACGGUGGUCCUGUGCUUGCGACGCAGUGGAGUCCUACGCAAGGGCAUAUUGUCACGAGCGGGCAUGCUGACGGCAAGAUCCGGGUUUGGGACAUUCGCCGCGCGGGCGGCGUUCUCUCCUUGCUGGACCAAGAGGACUCGCUCGGGUUGGUGCAUCGCCACAAGCACGCAGUGGCAGCGGGGAUGGAUCCUGGCCAGGUCAGGCCGUAUAGAGAGGCAGCACAGGCGCACGAUGAUGCCGUAAAUGGGCUUCACUGGACGAGUGAUGGCAAGUACAUCAUCUCGGCUGGCAUGGACAAUCGCAUUCGUGUCUGGGACGCAGCCACCGGCGCAAACACUCUCACGAGCUUUGGGCCCUUGGUGCAGAAUCGCCAUGCCAAGACGACAAGUAUCGUCACCACGCCGCCCCGACUGUCUGAGAACAAGGAUGUGUUGUUCUGGGCGAAUGAUCAGGAAAUAUUGGCGCUGGACCUGCAUGACGGCAAGCUCAUCACCCGUCUCCGAAGCCCAGGCGCUGUUAAUCCAGUCGGUCCACGAGGCAGCGAGAUGGGUCGCAACCGCAUCUCCGCACUCGCAUGGCGGAGUGCCGGCGGCGGGGGGGCCUCGGUCGGUCCAGUGCCAGGCGGAGGGAACAGUGUCGGCGCUCUGUACAGCGCCCAUCUAGACGGGCAGAUCCGGGCCUGGAUACCCCAGAUCCCAGGGCCAGACGACGAGGGGGGCGAGGACCCAGGUGACGAGGAGGACGAGGGCAAGAGACGGAAGAGAAAGGCCAUUGAUGACGCGUACAAGACCCUCAUGGGCAAGAAUAUCCGCUUCACGUAG
Molecule: messenger RNA, 1428 nt
Organism: Emericellopsis cladophorae
Lineage: Eukaryota; Fungi; Ascomycota; Sordariomycetes; Hypocreales; Bionectriaceae
Exons: 1
Coding region: 1-1428 (475 amino acids)
Biological process (GO): transcription-coupled nucleotide-excision repair; proteasome-mediated ubiquitin-dependent protein catabolic process; protein polyubiquitination
Cellular component (GO): Cul4A-RING E3 ubiquitin ligase complex; nucleotide-excision repair complex
Molecular function (GO): protein binding
Source: RefSeq, a predicted model, not a curated record